CAUUGCAGACUGCAGUCAGUUCCCCCCGUCCCUCCGCCUCCCCUCCCCCCGCCCGUGGGCUGACCCUGUCUCUCCGUCUCUUUCUCCGCCUCGGUAGAGCCCUGCUGCAGAGCCUCCGGCUGGGAUAGCCGCCCCCCGUGGGGGCGAUGCGGACUGCGCGGGACGGCCAGGGGAGCGCGCGGGGGCCGCAGCAUGCGGGAACCCGCUAAACCCGGUGGCUGCUGAGGCGGCCGAGAUGCUCGUGCGCGCAGCGCGCCCCACCGCAUCCUCGACCUUCUCUGGCUACAGGGACCGUAAGUGGCGACUAUGGGCAGACUGGGCUACUGGACCUUGCUGGUGCUGCCGACCCUUCUGGUCUGGCGCGGUCCGGCGCAGAGCGCGGCGGCGGAGAAGGGUCCCCCGGCGCUGAACAUCGCAGUGCUGCUGGGUCACAGCCACGACGUGACGGAGCGUGAACUGCGAAACCUGUGGGGCCCCGAGCAGGCAGCCGGGCUGCCCCUGGACGUGAACGUGGUGGCGCUGCUGAUGAAUCGCACGGAUCCCAAGAGCCUCAUCACGCACGUGUGUGACCUCAUGUCAGGGGCGCGCAUCCACGGCCUGGUGUUCGGGGACGACACCGACCAGGAGGCAGUGGCCCAGAUGCUGGAUUUUAUCUCCUCACAGACUUUCAUUCCCAUCCUGGGCAUCCACGGGGGCGCAUCUAUGAUCAUGGCUGACAAGGAUCCGACGUCUACCUUCUUCCAAUUUGGAGCGUCCAUCCAGCAGCAAGCCACGGUCAUGCUGAAGAUCAUGCAGGAUUACGACUGGCAUGUCUUCUCCCUGGUGACCACCAUCUUCCCUGGCUACAGGGACUUCAUCAGCUUCAUCAAGACCACGGUGGACAACAGCUUUGUGGGCUGGGACAUGCAGAACGUGAUCACGUUGGACACGUCCUUCGAGGACGCAAAGACGCAAGUCCAGCUGAAGAAGAUCCACUCUUCCGUCAUCUUGCUCUACUGUUCCAAAGACGAGGCGGUUCUCAUCCUGAGCGAGGCCCGCUCCCUCGGCCUCACUGGGUACGAUUUCUUCUGGAUUGUCCCCAGCUUGGUCUCCGGGAACACGGAGCUCAUCCCCAAAGAGUUUCCAUCGGGACUCAUUUCCGUCUCCUACGACGACUGGGACUACAGCCUGGAGGCGAGGGUGCGAGAUGGGCUGGGCAUCCUGACCACGGCCGCGUCUUCCAUGUUGGACAAGUUCUCCUACAUCCCCGAGGCCAAGGCCAGCUGCUACGGGCAGACGGAGAAGCCGGAGGCCCCCCUGCACACGCUGCACCAAUUCAUGGUCAAUGUGACGUGGGAUGGCAAAGACUUGUCCUUCACCGAGGAAGGCUACCAGGUGCAUCCCAGACUCGUGGUCAUCGUGCUGAACAAGGACCGUGAGUGGGAAAAGGUUGGCAAGUGGGAGAACCAGACCUUGAGCCUGAGGCACGCCGUGUGGCCGAGGUACAAGUCCUUCUCCGACUGUGAGCCGGACGACAACCAUCUGAGCAUCGUCACCCUCGAGGAGGCCCCCUUUGUCAUCGUGGAAGACAUUGACCCGCUGACCGAGACGUGUGUGAGGAACACCGUACCGUGCCGGAAGUUUGUCAAGAUCAACAAUUCGACCAAUGAAGGCAUGAACGUUAAAAAAUGCUGCAAGGGGUUCUGCAUCGAUAUCCUCAAGAAGCUUUCCAGAACGGUGAAGUUCACCUAUGACCUUUACCUGGUGACCAACGGGAAGCACGGCAAAAAAGUGAACAACGUGUGGAACGGGAUGAUUGGGGAGGUGGUCUACCAUCGGGCGGUCAUGGCCGUCGGCUCACUCACCAUCAAUGAGGAACGUUCCGAAGUGGUGGAUUUCUCUGUGCCCUUCGUGGAGACAGGAAUCAGCGUCAUGGUUUCCAGAAGUAACGGCACCGUCUCACCUUCUGCUUUUCUAGAACCAUUCAGCGCCUCCGUCUGGGUGAUGAUGUUUGUGAUGCUGCUCAUUGUCUCAGCCAUAGCUGUCUUCGUCUUUGAAUACUUCAGUCCUGUUGGAUACAACAGAAACCUAGCCAAAGGGAAAGCACCCCAUGGGCCUUCUUUUACAAUUGGAAAAGCUAUUUGGCUCCUCUGGGGCCUGGUGUUCAACAACUCCGUGCCUGUCCAGAAUCCUAAAGGGACCACCAGCAAGAUCAUGGUGUCCGUGUGGGCCUUCUUCGCCGUCAUCUUCCUGGCCAGCUACACAGCCAACCUGGCUGCCUUCAUGAUCCAGGAGGAGUUUGUGGACCAAGUGACUGGCCUCAGUGACAAAAAGUUUCAGAGACCUCACGACUAUUCCCCGCCCUUUCGAUUUGGCACGGUGCCCAACGGCAGUACGGAGAGAAACAUCCGGAACAACUACCCCUACAUGCACCAGUACAUGACCAAAUUUAACCAGAAGGGAGUCGAGGACGCCUUGGUUAGCUUGAAAACAGGGAAACUGGACGCUUUCAUCUACGACGCUGCCGUCUUGAAUUACAAGGCUGGGAGGGACGAAGGCUGCAAGCUGGUGACCAUUGGGAGUGGGUACAUCUUUGCUACCACUGGUUACGGGAUCGCCCUCCAGAAGGGUUCGCCGUGGAAGAGGCAGAUUGACCUGGCCCUGCUCCAGUUUGUGGGUGAUGGGGAGAUGGAGGAGCUGGAGACGCUGUGGCUCACGGGGAUCUGCCACAACGAGAAGAACGAGGUGAUGAGCAGCCAGCUGGACAUCGACAACAUGGCGGGCGUGUUCUACAUGCUGGCGGCCGCCAUGGCGCUCAGCCUCAUCACCUUCAUCUGGGAGCAUCUCUUCUACUGGAAGCUGCGCUUCUGCUUCACCGGCGUCUGCUCCGACCGGCCAGGCCUGCUCUUCUCCAUCAGCAGGGGCAUCUACAGCUGCAUUCACGGAGUGCACAUUGAAGAAAAGAAGAAGUCUCCGGACUUCAACCUGACCGGAUCCCAGAGCAACAUGUUAAAACUCCUUCGAUCCGCCAAAAACAUCUCCAACUUGUCCAACAUGAACUCCUCAAGGAUGGAUUCCCCCAAGAGAGCUGCGGACUUCAUCCAACGAGGCUCCCUCAUCAUGGACGUGGUUUCAGAUAAGGGCAACCUGGUCUACUCAGACAACCGGUCCUUCCAGGGGAAAGACAGCAUCUUCGGGGACAACAUGAACGAACUCCAGACCUUCGUGGCCAACAGGCACAAGGAUAACCUCAACAACUAUGUGUUCCAGGGACAGCAUCCUCUGACUCUCAAUGAGUCCAACCCCAAUACAGUGGAGGUGGCCGUCAGUACGGAGUCCAAAGGGAAUUCCAGGCCCCGGCAGCUUUGGAAGAAAUCGAUGGAGUCAAUCCGCCAAGACUCCCUGACCCAGAACCCCAUCUCCCAGAGGGACGAGGGGACCAUGGAGAACAGAACCCACUCCCUGAAGAGUCCUCGGUACCUUCCUGAAGAGGUAGCCCACUCGGAUGUCUCUGAAACGUCGAGCCGGGCUGCGUGCCACCGGGAGCCUGACAACAAUAAGAACCACAAGGCCAAAGACAACUUCAAGAGGUCCAUGGCCUCCAAGUACCCCAAGGACUGCAGCGAGGCGGAGCGCUCCUAUCUGAAGACCAAAACGAGCUCCCCCAGGGACAAGAUCUACACCAUCGAUGGCGAGAAGGAGCCCAGUUUCCACCUCGACCCACCCUCGUUCGCGGAAAGUAUGGCCCUCCCCGAGAACGUGGACUUCCCUGACACCUACCAGGAGCGCAGCGAGAGCUUCCGCAAGGGGGAUUCCACGCUGCCCCUUAACCGGAAUGCCCUGCAUGAGGAGGACGUGGUCCCCAACAAUGAGCCGUACAAACUCUACUCCAAGCACUUCAGCCUGAAAGACAAGAGCUCCCCGCACAGCGAGGGCAGCGAUCGGUACCGCCAGAAUUCCACGCACUGCCGGAGCUGCCUGUCCAACCUGCCCACCUACGCGGGCCACUUCACCGUGCGGUCACCCUUCAAGUGCGACGCCUGCCUGCGGAUGGGGAACCUCUACGACAUCGACGAGGACCAGAUGCUUCAGGAGACGGGGAACCCCGCCGCCCAGGAGGAGGUCUACCAGCAGGACUGGGCCCCGAACAGCGCCCUCCAACUCCAAAAGAAUAAGCUGAGGAUCAGCCGGCAGCACUCCUACGAUAACAUCCUCGACAAACCCAGGGAGGUGGACCCUAGCAGGCCCUCCCGGAGCAUCAGCCUCAAGGACCGCGAACGGCUCCUGGAGGGAAACCUGUACGGGAGUCUCUUUAGCGUCCCCUCCAGCAAACUCGCGGGGAACAAGGGUUCCCUUUUCCCCCAGGGCCUGGAGGUCGGCAAGCGGAGCAAGUCCCUCUUGCCGGACCACACCUCCGAGAACCCUUUCCUCCACUCCUACGGGGAUGACCAACGCUUAGUGAUCGGGAGGUGCCCCUCGGACCCUUACAAACACUCGCUGCCGUCCCAGGCUGCGAACGACGGCUAUCUCCGCUCGUCCUUGAGGUCGACGGCGUCAUACUGUUCCAGGGACAGUAGAGGCCAUAGCGACGUGUAUAUUUCAGAGCAUGUUAUGCCUUAUGCUGCAAAUAAGAAUAAUAUGUACUCUGCCCCCAGGGUUUUAAACUCCUGCAGCAAUAGACGUGUGUACAAGAAAAUGCCUAGUAUCGAAUCUGAUGUUUAAAACCUUCCAUUAAUGUUUAUAUUUAUAGGGAAACAUACCUAAUGGCCAAUGUCCGGACGGGUAAAUGGUGGAUGCCCCAGUAGUGCCCUGACCAGAGGAAGAGGAUUUAGGAAGGUAUUUUUCAGUUGGUUCUUUUGCACAUGGCUCCAAGCCGUAGUCUUCCACUCAAGGAAUCUUAUGAGGUGUGUGCUGAGCACGCCAGAGCCCAGAUAGGUGAGUCCUUAACCAAAAACCAAUCCACACCAGGGCGAGUCUCCUGGAUGUGCCCGCCAGGUAUGUCGCAAUAACGACGCAUCGGAUGCCAGUGGUCAUGUGACGAUUUCCUCUAUUCCAAAUUCCAUUAAGACCAGCCCACCCUGUAAUUUCCUCAUCAGAAAUGCCUCACCGUUUCUCUGAUACAGAAUAAGCAAUAUGGUAAGCGUGUAAACCUGUCACAAAAUAAAACAAGAAUGCAUCCACACUGGAGCAAGACGGAGUGUGCCAGAGAUUAGGAAGUUCGGCUCUCUAAGCGGUUCAGCUUUAUUGUUCUGCCUCCCAUGAUGGCCCCGGCCCAAACCCAGAACUCCAGGCUCCCCCAGAGGAUAGCAAACCCGCGUAUUCGUGGUUCACUGUGCUAGCUUCCUCGUAGUCCAUUUCCAAGACACAUGGAGUGAAAGGCCCAGGAGGACCCUCAGGCAGAGAGUGACAGGAGUCUCUUUGGAUGUCCAUUUGUGUAUUUCACAGACACUGUCUCACCCUUGGCUUCGGUGGUCUUGCUCAGAGCUGCACAGACUCACACGUGUGUCUUCAAUACCAUAAGUGUGGAUCUUCUAUCUAUGACGCAGCAGCCCUUGUAGUUGAUCCCGAAGACUCCUGUGUACGUAAGUUUGCAUUUCCCCCUCCUCUGGUGAUGACUCAGGGUUGUAUAGUAUCUGUUACUCUCCCCCUCCCUCCAGGAACCUUCACUUGUUCAGUGCCCCGAAUCGCCGCGGUGACGUUUAAUUAAGUGUGUGUUGCUGUUCCCAGCAUGGUGAGUGUGGGGGCACGUGCCAGCGGCCAUAUGUGUGCUGUGAUCUCUAAGAAGUAAAAUGCCAUCUGUCUUGCUAAAGGCCAGUGUGGCUGUAGGGCGAUCUUCCUUAACCCGUUCUGAAAUUCUGCCUGACACGUGUUCCCACUCCAACCUCCUUAAAUCAACAGCCUUCAAAACAGGAGAGACACUAUCAAGUAUCUACCCUGAGCAUCCUCCCAAUUGUGGAUAAUCUUUAGUGGGACGAGCGAUUCCUCCCUUCUGAAAUAGUCGCUCUGUUGAAGGCCAACUGCCUCACCAGCACCAACAGAACUCGCAAAAUUCCUGAAGGUAUUUGUCAUUUCCGAGCCACUUCCAUCAUUCCCUUCUCACUUGCCUCAAACCUGUGCAAAAAUGAUAGGAAAUGAUACUCAUUUUUAUCCAUUGUGGGGCAAGGCUGGGGAAUCUUGACCCACGAAAAGAUCUCAUCACACCACCCUGUGCAUUCAGUAUGAAUGCAAAUCAUACUGCAAAUGACAAGCAAGUUGUUAUAUUACGACACUUCACCAAAACAAUUUUCUAGUUUAAAAAUUAAACACGAUAAAAACCACAAACAACAUUCAUUACAUAUUUUAUACAGUUCAAAUCUAGUAAUUAGCGUGUUUUAAAUACAUGAAUGUCCCUGAGAUGUUUGGGCUAAGUAGCCACCUGAUUUGCAUAGUCCCUGGAUCUGUGUUGGUGUCCUGUUACAGAAGCCCUAGGCUAAUGCAAACUAGCUGUACCAUUCCCUGGUUUCCUCCUGCAUUUUGCCCUGGGCUCUUGGAGGAGGGGGCAGAAUGACAGCUUGAAAAGUUAACCCGUGUCUUAGAAUCCGGCUGUGUUCUGUCUUGUAGGCAGUGAUUUCCUGUGAGUGGGCAGGUGCCGGGAAUAAUUCUCUUAGAGCUUGAGGAUUCAUUGAAUGGCUCCAUCUUUGAGAUAGGACACCUGAUCUACCAUAUUCCUAUAAUGAUGAAAAGUGGUUGCUGAGAAGUUCAGGGUCCGUGGGAGAAAGGCAGAGGGAGCCAUUGAAAGUCUUUGAGAUGGACAGGCAGAAGGGGCUGAUAAGGUACCAAAGAUUAAUGCACUUGAAUGUUGCAUUUUAUUGUUUGGAUGUUGCAACUUUGCUUCUCCAGUGAGGGAGAAGCCUAGAUUAAAGAACUCGGAAUAGCCCCCCAGUCUCUACUCUAACGCACACCUAUGAUCGUAUCAUCUUUUACCAUGUUCUGCCUUUGCCCUUCCGCUGCUUUUCAGACCUGUACACCCCAGCCAGGAUCACUUCCAUUUCCUCACAAGAGUAUCAUGUCUUGACACAAAAUGAAUUGACGUCUUCCCAGAAGAUAGCUGUGGUAUAUCACCAAUCUAAAGAGGCUAUCUGUCUUUCUCCAGUGUCUCCUCAAAACCAAGAAGCUGCCAAAGGUGGCAGAGAUCUCCAGGGAGAGUAAGAAUUACACUUGGAAUGACCCCAUAGAUCAAAAAGCCUUCUUCUAAUAACAACAUUAGUUCUGCUGUUAACCCCAUACCUCUCUGGGUAUAGAAACUAAAUAUAUGGCUUUGGGAAGAAUCGACAGCAAUGUAGCCAAAAAAAGAGAAAAAGUAUACCCUUCCUCUAAUAGCGAAAGGGUUUUUUAAAAAAGAAAUAGCUAGAAUUGGAUGCUAUGUAGUAAAUACAUCAUUUCCUUCCUCCAUAGAUUCACUGACACCUAAUAGUGAUGAUCCCAAACAUAAGACAACCGACCAUUGAUUGAUGGUCAUUUUCCAACUGAAAGAUAGUGAUGUCAGGCUAUUAGAAGGCCAGCCAAGUCUUUCAGUUCUUUGGGGAAAGAGUAGCAGGAGUAUAACAUCCAGAGGUAAAUCACACCUUCAGGACAGGAGGUGAUAAGAAUUACAGGGGAUGCCCUGAACUAUGGGUCCAUUACAGAAGAUUCCUCAGACACAUCUCAGCUCUGAGUCCUUAGAUUUGUUGAUGCCGAGGAUCCAGGAUCUCUGACCUCAAAGGUGUGCCUGAGUUUCCUCUGACUCAAAGUCGGAGCCGGUGUCCGUCGUGAUGCUACAUUAACUCUUAAUGGAUUUCUCCACUUGAGAAAGGACCCAGAUAGGUUAUAGUGCACACGUGCAACCAACUUAAAAUGUUCUGUGUAAGAGGAGAGUCUUCUGGGAUGCAGGGUCUACUCUGGGCAACCUUUGGGUUUCUGGAAAAUUGUUUCCAUUAUCCUUACAUCUGCAGGUUCCUAGGCCAUCCCAGGUUUUAGUGCUCUGUAUGGCGAGAUGUCAGUGGGUCUGCUUUUUUGCCAGUGAGGCUUCCACGAGAGGCGUGGGAUUACAAUCGUCCUACUCAUUACACUUGUGUCCUUUGCAAAUCGCAUUGCAUUCUUUUAGCCGGCACUGUCUCGUGGACUGUACCUGGUUUUCUCUUCCCUGUUUCGUUAAGGUGCCUGAGAAGUGUUCGUACUUAGGUUUUCCGACAAAAGCACUAACAUUCAUCCUUUGCAGCAAACUCAGUCAAAUCAAUUCACACUUAUUUUCAGGGGAGAAAAAAUAAAAUUACACCUUGUUUACAAAUGAAAUAGUUUCACUUAAAUGGGACUCCAGCCAAGGCAGUUAAUUAGUCAAAGGACUCACGGCAGCCGUGCGUUCAUACAUUGUUUAUUCUAUUUGAUAUGUCUACCCCUGAUGUGUAUUUAAUAUUCUGCAUCUUUCUCAGGAAAUGACAAAUGCCCCAAAUUCUUUGCAAAUGGAAUUGCUAAUGAAAAAUAAAAGAAAAAGUUGGUGUUAAUUAAAUGGUGAUUAAAAAUUUAUCUCCUUUAAACCUAAAAAAGUCUAGCCUUAAUAAUCAGUUGUCAUAUAAAUCAAUACCUUGCACUGAAAUCCUUUGCGGGAUUUAAGAGCUAAAUAAGUACUAAGUUGAGAAACCUAAAUAUCUUUCAGAAGAGCUGAAUAUAUUCGUUAACUUUAUGCAAACCCUAUACUGUUUCUUCGUGUAGAGCUGUUGUUUAUGAAUUCUUCAAAGGGGAACAUGAAUUGCUUCUGAAAUGGUGCCUGUUUGCAUGAAGCGCAGCUAGAACAGACAUAAUCGGGCUUCAGGGGGAAAACCAACAACAAAAAAACUCCCCGGAACUUAAUAGGUGAAAGCUAGACUCAGUGGUUGGUAUUUAAUAUUAGUUCAAGGCAAUUUGCAUUCCAAAAGCAGUGUUUAUUUUCCCUUGAGACAAAAUAAGACCUUUCCAGAUACCCCAUCUUCUCUUGGUAAACAGUGUCGGAAGUGUUUAAUGAAGGGUUACCUGGAGUUUUGACUUGAAAAGUUCCCCCAGUAUGCAGUUGCCCUUUCUCAUUCAGCCCCUUUACAUUGUUGUAUGUUCCUAUCUAAUUGUAUCAGAUGAGGUCAGCUUGGCCCUUGAUGGAGAUCGGAGAUGUCCAAAUGCACUUAUCCUGUGAAUAUCAAUGCUCGGGUACACAUGUAUAUAAUAUACAUGCUUGUUUUCUAUAAUUUACACGUAUGUGUAUUAUCCAAAUAAAGUUGUAUAUAAUGUAAAGUUUAUGUUAAAAUUUAAAAGAUGAUAAGGAUAUGAACACAUGGAAAACCCAUUCUGGUUAUUGAUGGGAUGAUACUUCUGUGAAGAGGGCACUAUUUUUUUUUUUUUAAUAAUCUCAGUUCUAGG
Molecule: messenger RNA, 9381 nt
Organism: Bubalus bubalis (water buffalo)
Lineage: Eukaryota; Metazoa; Chordata; Mammalia; Artiodactyla; Bovidae
Gene: GRIN2A
Product: glutamate ionotropic receptor NMDA type subunit 2A
Exons: 13
Coding region: 307-4701 (1464 amino acids)
Biological process (GO): long-term synaptic potentiation; synaptic transmission, glutamatergic; monoatomic ion transport
Cellular component (GO): NMDA selective glutamate receptor complex; postsynaptic density membrane; plasma membrane
Molecular function (GO): NMDA glutamate receptor activity; transmitter-gated monoatomic ion channel activity involved in regulation of postsynaptic membrane potential
Source: RefSeq, a predicted model, not a curated record